Hippoglossus stenolepis (Pacific halibut) is the source of this 5330-nucleotide messenger RNA. It is a transcript of the gene dpy19l1l, whose product is annotated as dpy-19-like 1, like (H. sapiens). The transcript is spliced from 22 exons. Gene Ontology annotation, molecular function: mannosyltransferase activity. The coding region runs from base 134 to 2347 and encodes 737 amino acids. Lineage: Eukaryota; Metazoa; Chordata; Actinopteri; Pleuronectiformes; Pleuronectidae. The record is from RefSeq and is a predicted model, not a curated record. Gene Ontology annotation, cellular component: nuclear inner membrane.
UCCGGGAGAACCGGGGGCAGAUCGGAGGAGCGGACCCGAGCCUCCGUGGGGCUGCUCAGCUGCGCUCACACCGCCCACUGGUGCCUCCUCCGGGCUUCUCUCUCCACCUCGCCGCGGCUCUUCCUGGAGAACCAUGGUGGCUAAGAGCAGGAAACAGACCGGGAGGAGUCCGGCGACCCCGGCUGACCGCGACCGGAACCCGCUCGUGUCGCCCCCCGGUAAAAGCGGCGGCAGGCGGCCGGGCAGGGAGGGCAAAGCGGGCUCUCACCCCAACGGGCUCUCCGGCAUCGGACACAAGCUGGGGCUGAGUCCCUCCGCGCUGGGGCGGCUGGGGAUCACCCUGCUCCUCGCUGCUCUGUCUGGGUUCCUGCACUGGCACCAUCUCUCUCAGCUGUUUGAGAAUGACAGACACUUCUCACACCUGUCAAACCUGGAGAAGGAGAUGGCUUUCAGGACUGAGAUGGGUCUGUACUAUUCCUAUUAUAAGACCAUCAUCGAGGCUCCCUCCUUCCUGGACGGUCUCCACCUGGUCAUGAACGAUCGGCUGACAGAGUACCCCCUGGUUAUCAACACACUGCAGAGAUUCAAUCUCUACCCAGAGGUGGUCCUGGCCAGCUGGUACCGCAUGUACACCGGUGUAAUGGGCUACUUUGGGAUUCCCACUAAGAUGUGCUGGUCCAUCAACAGAGGAGAAGGACUCACGCCUGUGGAUAGUUGUGAAGGAAUGGGCGAUCCGACGUAUUUCUACGUGGCCUGUGUGUUCGUGCUGAACGGCCUGAUGAUGAGCCUGUUCUUCGUUUACGGCGCCUACCUCAGUGGCAGUCGGCUGGGCGGCGUCGUUACCACCAUGUGCUUCUUCUUCAAUCACGGCGAAAGCACUCGUGUGAUGUGGACUCCGCCGCUGAGGGAGAGUUUCGCUUACCCCUUCUUAGUCCUGCAGAUGCUCCUCCUCACCUACAUCCUACGGACACGGAACCUGAGCCGGGCGGCCAUGGUCGCUCUCGGCGUCUCCAAUGUGUGCUUCAUGCUGCCUUGGCAGUUUGCCCAGUUUGUGCUGCUCACUCAGGUGGCGUCUCUGUUUGCCUCGUACAUCCUGGGCUACCUGGGUCCCACCAAGAUGCAGUCCAUCCUGGUCACUCAUAUGAUCACACUCGGCGUCUGCUUCAUCCUGAUGUUUGGUAACUCCAUGCUGCUCACAUCCUUCUACGCCUCCUCACUCGUCUCCAUCUGGGCCAUCAUUGCACUGAGGGAUCAAUUUGCUAAGGUUUUCAAACCUGGCAUCAUCAUCAUGGUCAUGCAGGGUCUGGCGUGGGUCGGCUCCACCGUUCUGCUCAAGUUCAUGUUGUCCACAAUCCUCGGUGCCUCUGACGACGCUCACAUCAGUGGACUGAUCAAGUCUAAGUUCACCAGCUACAAGGACUUCCACACUCUGAUGUACACGUGUGCUGCAGAAUUUGACUUCAUGGAGUUGGAGACGCCUCUUCGUUACCUCAAGACGUUCCUGCUUCCCCUCAACAUGCUGGUGGUUGCUCUCAUUGCCGUGAGGACGUGCCAGGAUGUCGUCCGGUUCCUGAGGGGGGGCGGCGGGAAGGCGUCAGGCAAGAGCGACGAUGUCGACGAAGCCGCCGGGUCUGAAAUUUCUGCAAAAGGAGAGCUGGUGUACCACAGUCUGCAGCUGCUGGCGUUCGGCGUCCUGGCCGUCCUCAUCAUGCGUCUGAAGCUCUUCCUGACACCUCACAUGUGCAUCAUGGCCUCGCUCAUCUGUUCCAAACAGGUGUUCGGCUGGAUCGGGGAGAGGUUUAAGCACCAGGUCGUGGUGUUUGCUGUCAUGGCUGCCAUGGCCGUACAGGGAGUGGCCAACCUGCAGGCCCAGUGGGGGAUCAUCGGAGAGUUCAGCAACCUGCCGCAGGAGGAGCUGCUGGACUGGAUCCAGGACAACACCCGUCCUGAUUCCGUGUUUGCGGGAGCGAUGCCCACCAUGGCCAGUGUGAAGCUGUCCACAGGUCGUCCCAUCGUCAACCAUCCCCACUAUGAAGACGCUGGUCUGAGGGAAAGAACCAAGCUGGUUUACUCCAUGUACAGCCGCAUGUCCGGAGAAACCGUGAAGAGGAAUCUGAUGCAGCUGGGAGUGGACUUCUUCGUCCUGGAGGAUUCCUGGUGCACCAGGCGAACCAGGCCUGGAUGCAGCAUGCCAGAGAUCUGGGAUGUCGAGGAUACUGAAAACGUUGGUAAAAUUCCCCUCUGCACCCACAUCUCCAAGAACUCACGACCCCACUUCACCACAGUCUUUUCCAACGACAUUUACAAAGUUCUCAAAGUCCCCAAAGUCACCAAAGAGCUCAGAUAACGCUGUCGGAUGAACUGAUCCAGCUCCAAACUUCUUCUUUCCACCUCUUCUACUCUUCUGUUUUUUUUGUCAGUCACUGCCGUUGCUGCUUUUUACUUCAAAAAAACUCAAACUCCCCACAGUUCCCCUUUUAUCGGAGAGAGCUGUGAUUCACUGAGCGGUGGACUGAUAACAGGUCGGAUUUGCCUAAAUGAUCAUGAUUGACCUUGUGCUUCUCAGUAUUAGUUUCUGCUGCAGCUUUGUCAUCCAGAGACGUUCCCGUAAUGCUCCAGUUGGUGCCCAAGUAAAAGCCAACGGGUGUUAAAGCUCUUUUGCUUUAGUUCUGUUACACACUCAUUUAUUUUUAACAGAUGCUGUUCAAACAUCAUUGUUUUGUUUUGUCACUCAAAGCAACACUAUGUAACUUUUAUAACGUUUAAUCAGCCCCUUGAUUCAUUGACUGUGAACAAGGAGAAAGUUUCCUCCUUCACUCCCUGAACAUCUGUUCUCUGUGACUCUGGUGAGUGGGUUCCAUCUCCUGUGAGAAGAACUGACUGAGAGUCACAGCUGCAACCGUCACAAUCAGCUCCAGGUGAAGAGUGAAGCUGAACUGAGAUCAGUUAAAAACAGAGUUUAUCUCCAAUAUUCAGCAGGAAACUUAAAAAAUAUGAAGAAUUCUAAGCAGAGUUUGGUGCCGACAUUCCUCUGGUUCAGGAAGCAGAGGAUCACGGGUAAUAUCCACCGUUCAGUUUCUCAUCGUGAAAACCACAUCAUCGCUCGGACCAGAGCCCAACAGAAUCAGUCCCCUUGUGUGGCUGCAGGGGGCGCUGUUGCUCAGUAAAAGUUACCUAGUGUUGCUUUAAGAAGUACCUCUUGUCUCGCAGGACCAACCGAUGAUGUCCACAUACUGUGAAGCAAUACCCUUUGCAAACUUUGACAGAAGCUUCUAUUGUUAUGCACAGUGUUAAACUCUGAAAAGAUUUUCAGUUUCCUUUCUAUAAUUUAUUUGUGUGAAUAUUUUUAUGCAAAUUUCAACAUGUUGAGACGUUUUUUUUCUUCCGACGCAAACAGUGUUUUAAGAGUCAAGUGAAACAGGUGAAAAUUCGAUUCAAGCUUUUCUUUUUGUGCUCGUUACUCAGCAUUGGUUCUAAGUUCAUUUCACUCAAGAACUUUUUUAGCAGACGCUAAGUUCUUAAUUCAGUCAUAAACUGGCAUAAAGAGUUUUUAUGGCAAGAAAAUCCAGUGGUUUUACGUUAACUCUGCCCUGUACCGACCUUUUUGUAAAUACCCAAACAGCUGUUUUGUACAAUACUGAUGUUUGGCCUUUAAAAGGUUCUUCGUGUUUCUUGAAUUAUUGUUAAUUGCCAAAGGAAGUUUUGUUAUCAAUGGCGGGUAUUAUAUUCUGGGCACUGUAGCAGAUGAACGAUGUGCAUUUUGAGAACCAUCAGUGUGUGAGUUCUGUAACAGCCAAUCCAAACUACUUUACUGUAGCAGUGACUUGAUGUAAAUGGUAGCAGUUGUUGUCUCCUUUCGCUGGUUUGGACUCUGGUAAUGAUUCUUCAGUAUUUUAAGAAAAUAUGGCUUUGUUACAGUUUGACUAGAAGAUGAAUGCUACUCAUGCCUGUGUGUUGGAUAUGAAGCUAGAGCCAGAAGGCUAUCAGCUUAGCUUAGCAUAAAGAUUGGAAAAGGGGGAAACAGUUCGCUUGGUGCUGUCCACAGGUUUAAAAUUAAACCUCUAAUUCUCACUGAUUUACAUGUUCUAUCUCGUUUGUUUAAUCUGGUUUCACACAAAUCAACGUGUGAUCACUGAGAAGCGUAAAAAAUACUUCCGAUUCAUUGUGGGUCAGAGGUAAUUGCCUUUUUCCUUUCUUUCAUGUGCGUGUAAUCAGGCCUGUCGGGUUUGGACAGAGAAUUGGGGCCCGAGCGGCGCAGCAGUCAGAGUUCAGCUGUUUUCCUCUGCUAAGCUCACCACACACUGGCUGCAGCUUCAUGUUCAGUGGUUUUAAUGCAGAUGAGAGAUGGAUGUCAAUCUUCUCAUUUUACUCUUAGCAAGAAAACAAAUGAGCGUAUACAGAAUUUGUCCUUCGUGUGCAGCCUGAAGGUUUUAUCGUGUUGAAAAGAGGAUUUGAAAGUGUGCUUUACUCCCACUUUAGGUCAAAGCAGUGGCUGCAUAGCUGCAUUUUGUAUUGAUGGUUUGUUAUAAUCAGACUCCCUGAACAAUUUAAAAUGCAGUCACUCGUCUGUAUUUGUUGUUUUUUUCCUCUCCUGUGAACUGACUUUUCUCGGCCCUCAAAGCUUGGUGCCAUAUUUCAGCGGGAGAGUAGCAGAUGUGGAGCUUUACAGAACACAGGAUCUUUUUUAUAUCACUACUCCGUGAGGGCACAGAAUGAGACGUAGUUCCUCGUUUGGGGAAAUAAAACUCAUUUGCCCAGCGUUAGAUAUAAAGAUUGAUAUCACUCAGGCCUGGACAAACGAAGCUGCAGCCAACAGUGGUGGUAACUGAGAUUAGCAUUAGCAUUGUCCUUCACAGUAGUUGGAGUAUUUCAGAGUUUAAUUUCUUUAAAAAAGUCUUAUGUACGAGUUUGUAACUGGUUGGAAUCAUUUCGGUACGACACUGUAUAGAUGGUUUUAUUGAUGAAGCAUCAGAGUGAGAUGAAAGAACAAAUGAAAUGAGUGAAACUACACUUUUAAAACAAAACAAACCUUUAUUCACAUUUCAGAAAGAGCUUCUCAGUGAGCGGCUGAACAAACCAGUUAGUCUUUUAGAUGUUGAGCAUUUGAUUUCAGAUCAGUUUCUUUGUGUAAAGCUCAUAUGAGAACUGGUGAUUUGAACUGAUGUAGAAGUGAUCUCGUGAGUCAAGUGCCCAUUGUUCAGGAGUGGGGUGUCACACUUCCAGAAACACUUUGACGUAAGUAGUUGAUUCCUGUUGUGUUUCAGAUGUCUUUUAUAAUAUUUGUCUAUUUUGUCUGUAUUUUAAAAAAAAUAAAAAUAUUUGCAUCAACA